Molecule: messenger RNA, 3555 nt
Organism: Cuscuta campestris
Lineage: Eukaryota; Viridiplantae; Streptophyta; Magnoliopsida; Solanales; Convolvulaceae
Source: the annotation of a GenBank genome assembly
UCGAUUACUUAUCGUGGAAAUGAAAACAUUUGUUUCUAAAACUUCCAACGUUUUGAUGACAAACAAACAAAUAAAAUAGAAAUCAGCGUGCCGUGAUAAUAGAGUUACAGGAUAGUAUAAUCGAUUAUCAGGCCACGCCGGAUUUCUCAGUUGAAUGGGCACAGCGUGAUAAUCGAUUAUGCCAUAUGUGAUAAUCGACUAUCAAGCCCUGCGGAUUCUUGGGUCUGAGUUGGCUUCACUGAUAAUCGAUUACCACACAGGCAAUAAUCGAUUAUCAGGGAGGACUUCGUGCGCCUACUACAGUGGGCCCGUCCAGGAACCCUUGGGGUCCAACGGGUUUUCAUCAUGUUGGGCUUGUGCCUCCGAGCAGGCGGUCCCGGGCGUGGGUCCUGUUCCGGAAGCCGUUCCCAUCAUCCAGCCGCAGAUCGUGGCUAACUUCAUUAACUUCCUUCAGCAGAUGGCUGGAGCAUACGUUCCACCGUCGCCGCCACCGCCACCACCAGUGGCGGUGGUCACCAUCGAGAAGCUUCGGAAGAACGGAGCUGAGGAAUUUUUGGGCGAUCAGAUCGCCGACCCUAUGAUCGCCAAACGGUGGUUCGAGCGAACCAUCCGAGUGUUGGGGAACCUGAGGGUUCCACAGGAGCAGCGUGGCGACCUCGCAGUUGCCUUACUUCAGGAUUCCGCCAACGACUGGUGGAAACGCGUAGGAGCGGACGUUCCGGAGCACGUUCAGUGGGCCACUUUUGAUCGACUCUUCCAUGAGGAGUACAUCCCGGAGCACUUUGUCGAGGCGAAGCGAGAGGAGUUCUUGAAGUUCACCCAGGGUGAACUCACGCUGCCUGAGUAUUGUCAGAAGUUUGACGAGCUCGCGGGGUUUGGGCAAGACCUCGUACCGACUGUGGAGAAGCGGUGCAAACGCUUCAUGGAGGGCUUACGUCCUGACCUUUCAACUCAUCUGAUCAUUGCCCCACGAAGUGACAUCAACGCGUUGUACAAGAAUGCAUUGGACCUGAAUGCGGCCCUCAUUAAGAAGGCUGAAUUUGAGCAGGCGCAAGGGGGCGUCAGCAGCACCAUCCCGUCCUCCUCCACCCCAGAAGGCGGGGACCAGCAGCAAGAGGUCCUUUGCAGCGCCGAGCAGCUCUCACCAGAGCAAGAAGGUGAGGCAUUCUCGACCGCACCGGCCGCUUCAGCCCCAGCAGCACAGCCCGCCCAGAGCCAGAAAUCGGCGGCAGCAUCCAGUCAGCCCAAGCGACAAGCAUCAGGCGCUCAAGGGGGGAAGGCCCCAGCCCGCACUUACGCGAUGCGAGGGCGUACCGAGCAGCCAGCCCAUGACGUCAUCAUGGGUAUGUUUACCUUAUUCGAUACAUCUAUUACAGCUUUGAUUGAUCCGGGUUCCACUCUAUCAUAUGUCUGUAUGCCUAUGCCUGUUAUGCCUAACCUUCCGAGGGAAAAUUUAGACAAUCCGGUAAUAGUGUCCAACCCAUUGGGACACAGUCUACGACUCACCCAUGUGUAUCAUGAUUGCCCAUUAGUGGUCCAGGGAAAGAUUUUCCUUGCGAGUCUCAUUGAGCUUCCACAUCGUGAGUUUGACGUUAUUCUAGGCAUGGAUUGGCUCACCGCCAACCAAGCUGUUGUUGACUGUGGAGCUCAUACAGUUCGACUGAGAGCCGAAGACGGUAGUGACGUACUGAUCCAUGGUGAGCUUCUUCCGAAAGCUCCAGAAUUCAUUUCCUACAUUCAUGCUCGUCGACUCAUUCGCAAGAAGUGUGAAGCAUUCUUGUGCACAGUGCGUGACACUCGUCAGGAGGCGCCUAGUAGGGGGGACAUCCCUACGAAAAACAAAAAGAUAAAAAUGGAGACCAAAUCAUCAAGAAAUAAUACAUCCGCUCUUCAAGUGGAAGAGGCGGCGUCACCGCUACCGGAGCAUACUCCGAUGUGGAAGCUUGUCUUGGUGGCGUCGAUCGCCGCCGGAGUCCAAUUCGGAUGGGCCCUGCAGUUGUCCCUCCUCACGCCUUACAUCCAAUUGCUUGGAAUCCCUCACAAAUACUCAUCAUUCAUUUGGCUUUGCGGUCCCAUUUCGGGCUUGAUCGUCCAGCCGCUAGCGGGCUACUAUAGCGACAAUUGCACGAGUCGGUUUGGCCGCCGCCGGCCUUUUAUAGCCGGCGGUGCAUUCCUCGUCAUCACAGCCGUCAUUCUCAUAGGAUUCGCCGCCGAUAUCGGCUAUGCCACCGGUGACCCCCUUGGGAAAACCUCUAAACCCCGUGCCAUUGCAAUCUUUGUCUUCGGCUUCUGGAUCCUCGACGUCGCCAACAACAUGUUACAAGGUCCAUGCAGAGCGCUGUUAGCGGAUCUCUCAGACGGGAAUGCGGAAAAAACGAGGUUGGCAAACACCCUCUUCUCCUUCUUCAUGGCGGUCGGAAACGUCCUCGGCUACGCCGCCGGCGCCUACCCCCGCAUCUACAAGAUCUUCCCCUUCGCCCUGACGCAGGCAUGCGACGCCUACUGCGCCAACCUGAAGAGUUGUUUCAUCAUCUCUGUCCUCCUCCUCCUCACCGUCUCCGUCUGCGCGUUGACCGCCGUGAAAGAGAAGCGGCACACGGUGGAGAGCCGCCAGGGGGAGGCGGUGCAGAGGGUGGCGUUCUUCGGGGAGAUCUUCGCCGCUUUAAAAAACCUGCCGCGGCCCAUGCUCAUCCUCCUCCUCGUCACCGCCCUCAACUGGAUCGGAUGGUUCCCGUUCAUCUUGUACGACACGGACUGGAUGGGCCGGGACGUGUACGGGGGCCACAUAGGGGACAAUGGGCUUUACGACAAAGGGGUCCACGCCGGGGCGUUGGGCCUGAUGCUCCAGUCCGUGGUCUUGGGCUUCAUGUCCAUUGGGGUGGAGCUGUUGGCCCGCCACAUCGGCAACGUGAAGACGCUUUGGGGCGGGGUUAACUUCAUAUUGGCCAUUGGGUUGGCGAUGACGGUGGUGGUUACCAAAGCGGCGGAGCACUCGAGAGCGUACGAUGGUAGCGGCAACGUCCUUCCGCCGUCUGUUGGCGUCAAAGCCGGAGCUUUGGUCAUCUUCUGUGUCCUUGGUAUUCCUCUUGCAGUGACAUACAGUAUUCCAUUUGCUCUAGCGUGCAUAUUUUCAAGUGAUAAUAAUGCUGCUGGUUCUGGCCAUGUGGGACUCUGUUUGGGCGUUCUCAACCUUUCAAUUGUCAUGCCACAGAUGUUGGUGUCAUUCUUAAGUGGACCAUGGGAUUCCCUAUUCGGAGGGGGCAACUUGCCAGCAUUCCUAGUAGGCGCGGUGGCGGCAGCGGCUAGUGGCAUAUUGUCAAUCACACUUCUCCCAAAACCACGUUCCGAUGUCACAAUUGCAAUACCAUAGCCAGGCUUAGCUUACACCAUCCCAUGCAUAUAUGGAUUCUAUGUAUAUAUUAUGAUAAUAUAUAUGUUGGUUUAUCAUCAAUGAUCAUAUCGAGGGAGAAUUGAAGUUUAAGGGCGGGAGGGUGGUACAUAUCAAAUUUGGGUCACAUGUCUUCAAUUCAAUUCGAUUAAAUCUUAAAUUGGGUU